GCCAUGAGAAGAUGAGGCAAGAUGGCGACUAAAACAAGCAAAGAAAGUGCUCCUCCUUUUGAUUGUCCAUCAUGGGCAGGCAAGCCGCCCCAGGGGCUGCAUCUGGACGUGAUGAAGGGAGACAAACUGAUGGAGAAACUGAUCAUAGAUGAAAAGAAGUACUACUUGUUUGGGAGGAACCCAGACUGGUGUGACUUCACCAUCGACCAUCAGUCAUGCUCACGUGUCCACGCUGCCCUGGUCUACCACAAACACCUGAAGAGGGUCUUUCUCAUAGACCUCAACAGCACUCACGGUACUUUCCUUGGACACAUCCGUCUGGAGGCACACAAGCCUCAGCAAGUACCCAUAGACUCUACAAUAUCUUUUGGGGCCUCAACAAGGACGUACACCAUCAGAGAGAAACCCCAAACCCAAGGCACGGCCGGCACAGGAGACAGUAAGACAGGAGAGGACGAGGAGCUGAAAGGACUGCUUGGGCUUCCAGAAGAAGAGACAGAGCUGGAGAACCUGACAGAGUUCAACACAGCUCACAACAAACGCAUCUCCCUACUGACCAUCGAGGAGGGUAAUCUUGAAAUCCAGAGGCCUAAGAGGAAACGGAGGAACUCCAGGGUUACCUUCAAUGAAGAGGAUUCCAUCAUUAACCCAGAGGAUAUAGACCCCUCAGUGGGACGCUUUAGAAACAUGGUCCAGACUGCUGUCAUCCCCAUCAAGAAACGCAGAUCAGAUAGCCAAAACACUCUGGGUCUUGAAGACCUGACCUCGAAACGCAUCCAUGGCUACAGCUUGGGUGGUGGUCUUUACGGGGACUUGCCUCCCACCAGUCAUGAGAACCAGCCAACAGGAGCUCCUGGAGGUGCUGCCAUGCAGGGAGGGCUUCCUCUGCCCUUCCCCAAUCCAGCACCAGAGGUGGACCUGGCCCCAGAGGCUCCCCAGCCCCCUGUCACACUCAACCCUACCCCUGUCACAGCCCCUUAUCUACCAGAGACCCACAACGAGCCACGCAAAAAGAAGUAUGCCAAAGAAGCUUGGCCGGGCAAGAAACCCACCCCGUCACUACUCAUCUAAUCAGUUUGAUAAAGCUGCUGACUCUCAGGUUACCAGCAGAUACAUCAGGGACUGUGACCUGGCAGAGGUGGAGUCGUUCACUUCUCAAUCUUCUUUUUUUUUUUUUUUGUUGUGUUACUCAUCACCAUCCUAAAAAGGCACCACGUUUCCAUGUGGUCUGUCACAAGAUAUCAUUUACACAUUGCCUAGUCUUUUGAUAAGUUGGCCAGCAAACAGCAGAAGCUUGUUGAUUGCCAACAAACAUUUGAGCGUCACAGUGGCAGUUACAUACGUUUGUCUGUGAGUGACAGGCUACAUGGAUACGAUGGGUCAUGAGUUAUGUUUUUAAUGUUUUGGAUGUGAUGUCAGAUUUUUUUUUUUUUUUUUACUAAACACGUUUCAACAUUUUUUUUCACUCCUUAAGUGUUUUGAUAAUUCUGUUAAAGAAAUGGCAAAAAGUACUUUUAUAUAAAAUAUAUUAUUGUGAGCAGUCAGGUAAGUCUCAGAAUCCAGACAUAAGGUCAGUUCCUAUCAAAACACAGGGCUGCUUUUCCGUUUGAAAACCUAUUGACAUAAUGUGAAACAUUUCCAUUACGUGUAUUAGACCAAUGUGACAUCAACUGAAGUGUAAACAAGCCACUAGAUGGUGACUUGUGCACAAAGGUCAGAGUUUUCAGUGAGGUUUGGCUGCAGACUUGCAGGUAUAAUUGUUUACGGCCUGUCGGUCCAGCCUUAACAUUGUCGAGAAUCUAUAUGUGGCACCCGGUGAAGGUGGUGCUGCAAGCUUCGUAUUAUUCUUUUGGAUUCUUGUUUUCUACGUCCGGAGUUAAUUGAACUGUUGUUAAGUAGUAACAGAAUAUAGCAGAAUUCGUAUGGCAGCACAGGAACAAAUACCAACUUCGCUGCAACAUUAAAAAGGUAGUAAAACAGAAAAGAUCGGAUUUAGUAUGUUUUAAUGGUCAUCUAGUGUGUUAACAUUAAUUCACAUGCAGCAGAGCACAGUGCAGUUUAUACAGUAUACUGUUUAUAUUUAGUUUGCCCUGAACUGACUUGAGACAUAGGAACUGUGUUUUUGAACAGCAGCAUAAAAUCAUAGUUAGCCGUGUCAAACAUGUAGUGAACAGGUACACUAUGUAAUUGGUUUAUACAGUGUACUGCGAAUGGAAAGAUCCCAUGAAAUGGUAUUCUUAAUUUUUAAGGUGCAUAUUUGCUUUUAUUCACAGGUAGAGAGGUAACAGGAAAUGAAUGAAUGAAUGAAAAUGAAUAUUGUGGUCACAGUAUACAGUACGCAUCUUAACCACAAUGCCACCAAGAUGCCUCUUUGUACACCCUUUUGGUGGAGCCUGUAGGCAGGACAUUAGACUGUAAGGUAUCAGUCCUACUGUAAACAAAGAAGCUACUAGUUAGUAGUUAGUUGUACUUAGGUACAGCGUGAGGUUACCACUAAAGAUGAGCUGUUUUCUUGAAAAUUAAAGUAGCCAUUUCAUGGGAUCUUUAAGUAAGUGAAAGCUCAGAGAUCAGAAUUCCGCAUAAGACGAGGUGUUUCACUUUUACAAACUGUGCUGGUGACUUUUUGUCCUUGUGGGAGUGUGGAUUUUGUAAUCAUAUGACUGUAAAUAAAAAAUGAAUUACUUUUGACUCGUAA
This is a messenger RNA of Epinephelus lanceolatus (giant grouper), 2695 nucleotides long. It is a transcript of the gene ppp1r8b, whose product is annotated as protein phosphatase 1, regulatory subunit 8b. The record is from RefSeq and is a predicted model, not a curated record. Gene Ontology annotation, molecular function: protein binding. Lineage: Eukaryota; Metazoa; Chordata; Actinopteri; Perciformes; Serranidae.